AAACAAUAGGUUCCAAGAUCUGCUUUGUUGAGCAUGCGCAAUUGAAAGGAAGUGCACUAAUAACAAAAACAAAAACAGUUUCCAAGAAAUCUGUUUAAUUUGAAACAAGCAUUUAUAACUAUUGCGUAUACACUUAUAUACACGCUGUUCUCUACACUUUGAUUCGCUUACUAUUCAGUCAUGGUUUCACAUGAAAUUCAAACCCUGUCAGAUGAGCAGUUAAGAUCAACUCUUGUAGAGUACAAUGUAACAGUGGGUCCCAUUACAAAAACCACUCGGAAACUGUAUGAAAGAAAGCUAGCACGGUUGUGGCAACAAUUACCGGCUAUAACAUUAUUUUCUGAUGAAAAGGAUGAUGAGGAAGAGGAAGAGGAUGAAAAGGAUGAUGAGGAAGAGGAAGAGGAAGAAGAGACAAAACAGUGUCAAUCAUCAGCAUUUAGUACAUCUACAAUGAAGAAUAUGAAAGGAUAUGCUCAUGUAAAUAAACAUUCUGAAAGAAAGCGUCCCAGAGUUUUGCAUAGAAAAAUGUCUUCUACUAUCAGCAAGGCAAAUAAUUUGUUAGGCUACUCAAAUUGUCAAUAUAGCCAAUUAGAAGUUCCAUGCGAUGCCCAUAUGAAUGACUGUUCCACUGAUGUGAAUCCUGUAUCUGAAGACAGCCAAUCCACUGAAGAAAGUUCUGUGUCCAAAGAUAGGCAAUUUACUGCUAAUGAUACCACUUCACAAAAAGAGUGGAUUUCUAACAUGGAAAAUAAAAAUAUAGAUUUUGGGAAUAUCUUAAGGUUAACUUUUAAAAGGCCUGACAAAAAGUGUUCUGAAAAGGUUUUGCAGGCAGACAAACCUAAAACCAAAUGUCAGUAUGAAAAAUUGAGCUGGAAUGUUAAAUCAAAUUCAGAUGUUAAAAAUAAUUUGAAGAAUUUAAAUAAAGACUAUAUCACUGAAGAAAACAUUUCGAGCCAAAAACAUUUCGACUAUUCUGCCUUGCAGCAACCAGUAACAACUGUAAAAGGCAGUGAUUUCGUUUAUGGUAUAUCACCAAUACCAGAAAAUGUUUCUGGCAGGUAUAGUUUUGCAGUACCUCGGAUUGCAUGGAAAUCACUUGACAAACCCAUGCACACCAACUUGCCGUAUCAAACUGUUUCUUCAUUAGACAAAAAUUGUAAUCCUGUUAGGAAAAUGUUGCCUCAGUAUUAUAAUCGGGGUGUAGAUGCUGCUGUAAUAUCAGCUGAAAAUACUCGUGAAAUGAGGCAACACUCCACCACUAAUACAGGUGUUUUCCAGCAAAACAAAGAAACAAAUGUUUCCUCGAGAAGUCAAUUUUCAGAUUACAGUGCCCAGUUUACAUCAUACUCUUCAAACCCUCAAAUUAGCAGUAGUCAUCUCAGUAGCAGUUUACGCCGCAGACCAUUGAACAGCGGAGCUGAUCAAGACAAAAGCAGCUACACAAGUUUGCGUGAACCAGGAGUCUCCUCAUCUGCUGUUCCUGCUAAAGCUGGCAUGUCUUGGAUUACAAAGCUCCUUAUAAUGAUUGUGUUGGGUUUUAUGUUGUGGAUGAUAAUCAUGAACUUUGAGUAUCAGCCUUCAGUACCUAGUCUAACAAAUACCAAUUAAAAUGGUCACCUCCAUGAAUCCAAGUAUUUAAGCAAAUAACUGCAUGCCAGUUUCGUUUUCCUUUUUUUUUUUCUUUUCUAAAUUGUAGUUUAAAAUAAAAAUUAUUUUUCCUAUUAGAUUAUUUUAUCCAUGACAGUUCUGUCAAAAAGUAAGGUCCUUCUACAUUUAUUUCGUUAGUUUCUAAUUUAGCUAUGUUAUGAAUAAAGCUUGUUUGUUUCAGGAAUAGACACACACACACACACACACAAAUAUGUAAUAGUAUCAGUGAUGAUAAAUAAAUUAACUUUAGGUUAGUGAAAAUAUAUUUGUGACAUACGUCUAAGAGCAAAUUCACUGCAGUUACCAUGAGGAAAAAAUUCUCGCUUAUGGCAAAGGGUGUAAAAACACCAUAUCUUUUCGCUCUCUUUCUCUCUCUCUCUCUCUCUCUCUAAUGGACUUCCUUUCACUUUGUGUAUUCCUCAUCACUGCAUUGCAUUGGUACUUGUAUAUUUUGACCAGGCAAUCUGCGAGCACAACCAGUCACUAAUAUUGUCUGCUCUAAGAUAAAGCUAUGGUUUUAGGAUUGCCUUUCUUCAGUACCUCCUACUAAAGAAGGUUAAAAAGUCAGAAACAUCUGUUAGAGAGACACUGAGCAGAUAUGGUGUUUUUGAACAUUUUAUCCCAUAAAGAAGAAUUUUUAUCUCUAGUAAAUGCAAUGAAUUUAUCUUUAGAAGUCAAAUUAUGUCACAGACCAUAUUUUAACUAACCUGAAGUUCACUUGCGUGAGUGAGAGAGAAUUUUGUUUUAUAGCUGUAAGCUAUUUAUGCAAUCUUGUAAUAAUGGCACUUCUAAUUUAGUGUUUCUUGUUCUUUAAGUUCUUAAUUCAAACCAAUAUUGAGGACAAAAUGUACAUACUUUCAGUAUUACUCAGCUGCAUGGUGUAUUUUUUUCUUUUUUAAUGUAUGUAUACAUAAAUGGAAGUGAAGUAGACACUGGACUUGGAUUAUGAAGGAAUUAAAGUGCUACAUAUAUAUAUAUGUAUGUGUGUGUAUGUGUAUAUAUAUAUAUAUAUAUAUAUAUAUAUUUUUGUACAACCUACUUGGCAUGCAUAUCAAUUGCUUUAAUAACAAUUUUUCUAAAAAUUAUUUUUAUUUUCUAAUUUUACUUCUAGUGUAUGUAUAUACAGCAAAAAAAUAAUAACUUGGAAUAAAUUUCUUUCAAUAUAGUAAUUUCAUUUAUUUUGCAAACCAA
Messenger RNA from Octopus bimaculoides (California two-spot octopus), 2838 nucleotides. RefSeq lists its product as uncharacterized. The record is from RefSeq and is a predicted model, not a curated record. Lineage: Eukaryota; Metazoa; Mollusca; Cephalopoda; Octopoda; Octopodidae.